Exophiala viscosa is the source of this 3651-nucleotide messenger RNA. RefSeq lists its product as uncharacterized. Gene Ontology annotation, molecular function: protein binding; phosphorelay sensor kinase activity. Gene Ontology annotation, biological process: phosphorylation; phosphorelay signal transduction system. The transcript is spliced from 3 exons. The coding region runs from base 1 to 3651 and encodes 1216 amino acids. The record is from RefSeq and is a predicted model, not a curated record. Lineage: Eukaryota; Fungi; Ascomycota; Eurotiomycetes; Chaetothyriales; Herpotrichiellaceae.
AUGGCAACCAAGACCAGGACUGGCGUCGGCUCCUUUCAAAUCCAGCCCGCGGACUUUGCCCUGGACGACGUACGACGAGCUCGAGAAUUCUACCACUACCUCCAACCAGACAAUCUCCUUCAUCCUGAUCGACCUCGCCGUAACUCGAAGGUAUCCGCUUCCUCCGACGAUGUCCCAAGUCUCAGCAAUGCCCUUUCGCCGUUUUGCCAACUCGCAGUUUUACGCUGCAACUGCAGGAAAUCCAUGCUCAAUGUUAUGGACAGAGAUGUCAUGUAUUUCCUGGCAGAAGCAACAAGAGAAAAUACCGCCGAAGGCGAAGCAGCAUACGAAUUUGUGGAAGACCCCAUACUUAUGAGGUGCAGCGCGAUCCCUCUCAAGGGAAGGAUAUGUGAAUUGACUAUAAGGAUGGACAACGUGGAUGAAACAGCUCCUACGCCGAUGUACAUCAUCCCAGACUUGACCGACUCCCAGUUCUCCGAGAUGGAAAUUGUAACAGGACCGCCAUAUUACAGGUUCUAUGCUGGUGUACCAAUCACGACAAGAGAUGGAGUGAACAUUGGAAGUUUGGCUAUCAUGGACACAAAGGCUCGCCCUAAUGGAUUGACGUACAGUGAAGAAAAGUUUUUGGCCGAUGCAGCUCGCCAGGUAAUGCUACAUUUAGAGACCAACAGACAAGCCAUCGAAGGUCGGCGUUGUCGUCGCAUGGCAGAAGGUCUCGAGGCUUUUAUCGCCGGCAAAAAAGCCCUUCAAGCGCCUCACGUGGUGGAGAAAUCCCUGAAGAGAAGGUCGAAACUACAGAACGGUAACAUACCGUUAGUAGACGGGGUUCACUCACCAGACGGAAAUCCCUCCGCUCGCAAUGAUUAUGGUUUUGAAAGAGUCCUUUCUCAGGACUCUGUUGAACAUGAAGAUAGCACUUCAGGGCAUUCUUCAGAGGCAGAGGAUGCAUGGGCAAAGAGAGACACUGAUGCAGAAUCCAGAUCACAUUCGAAAACGUUUGGAAGGGCAGCGAAUAUACUACGAGAAUGUUUUGGUGACCUUGGUGAGGACGGAGCGGUGGCUUUCGUGAUCCUGGGUCCUCGCACUGCCACAGCCACCUCUCUGGAUGGGGAUGCGUCAGGCCACGAUGGCCAUUCAAUGUCGGCAAACUCUGCAUUCAUUGCUUACUCAACAGAGGCGGAACAAUAUACUGGGGAGAAGGAGCUGUCGACCAAAACCGCAGUCAUUGAUGAUGAAAUGUUACAGAAUCUCAUGCGACGGUAUCCCGGUGGACGACUAUGGUCUCUCGAGGGCAGCAGCUUCUCAUCCUCCGAAGACGACAAGGAUCCGCGGAAUAACUCGAACCGGUCGCCGCUGCAACCACGCAAACGCAGUCGUCGGAAACAAACCGAGAUUGAUACGCUUCGCGCCACCUUUCCUUCUGCGUUACAGGUACUUUUUGCCCCACUUUGGGAUGCAUCGGUUGGAUCAUUUGCACAUGCAUGUUUCGUCGCAACGACGUUGGACACGAGAUCAUUCAGCUCUACUGUUGAAUUGCCGUUCCUCAAUUCCUUUUGCAGUACGUUGAUGGCCGAGUGCAGUCGGUUGGAUACCAUGGUGGCGGACAAGCAGAAGAGCGACUUUGUCGGUACGAUAUCUCACGAAAUGCGCUCACCGUUACAUGGACUGCUCGCGAGCGUGGAAUUUCUGACGGAGACUGACCUCAACGGUUUCCAAAAGUCCUUGAUCGAUACCAUUGACUCCUGCGGACGAACCUUGCUGGACACGAUAAACCAUGUUUUGGACUUUUCCAAGGUGAACUCUUUCCAGAAGCAGUGGCAGGCUUCGAACAAAAAGACCUAUGGGUCCAAGCGGAACAAUUUCCUGGGUCCGGAGAACUCGUCAAGAUCAUUAGCACAUGGGGCUCCACCUCUUCUUCAAUUGUUUGGAGUUACCGACAUAUCAGCCGUACUUGAGGAAGUGGUUGAUGGUCUGGUCCUUGGCCAUACGUUCAAUUCUGGAAUUGACAUAACAGACACGUCGCGGCAAGCCCGUGGUCGAGGGGCUACCCAGCUCAAAACCAAGGAUACCGCUGACCCGGUUGACAUCAUUAUUGAUGUCGAACAAGCCGACUGGAUCUUCCUAACACAACCUGGUGCUGUUCGUCGAAUCAUCAUGAACAUCACAGGCAAUGCCAUCAAGUACACGAGUCAUGGGACGAUCAACGUUCGUCUCCGGUUGAAGAGAUCGUUGGAGGUAGACGGCAGUGACUUGAUGGUACUCACCGUGACGGACACCGGGAAAGGGAUCUCCGAGCAGUUCCUCUCUUCCCGCCUCUUCGUGCCAUUUGCACAGGAAAAUGCCCUAGCACCGGGCACAGGUCUGGGUAUGUCGAUUGUGCGGAGUAUUGUGCUUAUGCUUGGAGGCACAAUCGAUGUCAAAAGCAAGGUCAAUCAAGGCACCACGGUUGAGGUUGCUUUACCUAUGAAGAGGCCUAUCCCAGGUCAAACUUCCACACAAACCACACCCUGGUCCGGCGCUACCAUGUCUUCAACAACUUCAGCCAAUGAAGACUCCAUUGCGUGGUUACAAGAUCAGUCAUCAGAAGCUACUGUCACAUUCUAUCAACCUGUACCCGAAACGGAUAAAGAGCUGGCACAGAUCCUGAGAUCAUACGCCCAUGAUUGGUACCAUCUGCAGUUCGUUGACCAGCGACUGUAUAACAGGUCUUCUGUGGUUCUCGUGAGGGAGGAGGAUCUCGAGGAAUUGAUGCAGCAACCCAUUGGCACCCCUUCGGCUCGUCCGGCUCUGGUUGUCAUGUGCUCCGUCUCUUCCAAGCAUAGCGCCACAUUGCUGCGCUCGCUAGAAGAACGGAUCUCGAGUGCGGUCGAGCUUGUAUCAACGCCCUGUGGGCCGCGGAAACUUGCCCGAAGUAUACGAUUGGCCUUGGAGAAGAAGUACGUGGCUUUGAAAUCGAAUUUGAGCAAAGGUGUCAUGACGCCUCCCACCUUCCCACCCGCGAGCCCAGGGGUGCCGAGAACAGCACUGGAUUCUGUCACGGAAGAAUUAUGUGACAUGGAUCUCAAUCCACCAGGUGAAACAGAUAGUGCGAGAGUCGUCCAAGCGACAGAGACCAUUUCGUUCAACAGCCAAACUCGAAGUGUCCCAGGCACACCUUUGGAGACUCCUAGACCACCAGAUCCAGACAUAACGCCGAGAGCCGAUAUGGUCAAUCCGCAUGUGCUGCUGGUGGAUGACAACAUGAUCAACUUGAGGCUACUGGAGACGUAUCUGAGGACGAAACGGAAAUAUACCAGAGUCGUACAGGCCGAGGAUGGGCAACAAGCUGUUGACGCGGUGACCUCGGCUGGAGAACCAUUUGACGUGAUUUUCAUGGACAUUUCAAUGCCGGUGAUGAAUGGAUUUGAGGCAACGCGGGCAAUUCGAGAGUUUGAGAUGGGGAAAGGGUGUGAUCCGGGGGCCAUGAUCAUUGCGUUGACGGGUCUGGCUAGCGGGAAAGAUCAGACUGAGGUGUUUGACAGUGGAUGCGACAUUUAUAUGACGAAGCCGGUGAGUUUCAAGGAGGUGGGGAAACUUUUGGAUCAUUGGGAGGCGCAUCAGGAUGUGAAUGCUAGCGUCGAGGGCAAGACGGCUGGCGAUUCAGUCGCGUGA